CAGCAGCGCUAAACCCACUCAGGGGAUUAGUGUCCACAUGUCCCAGCAUCGGCAGGAACAUUGUCCUACUUUGUUCUGAACACUCCUACUUGGGAGUCCGCCGCUGCCGGUUUGAACUUGUUGGAAUUCUGAACUGUCUGGCAGCAACUUAUUGCUUUUUGCCACCGUGACCCAGCAUCCUCCACCAUGCCUGGAGAUGGAUUCACUUUCAAGAGUCGCAUUAGGAACCUGCUCAGGUCUCCUUCAGCCAAACACAGGAAGGCCAGAAGAGACAACAUCCCCAACAAGGUUGCAUUGGAGAAAGUUUUGGGCGUCACCACUUUGGGAAAUAGCGGCCUGGCCUGCGACCCCAACACUGGACUAGUGGCUUAUCCUGCAGGGUGUGUGGUUGUUUUGCUAAGUCCCAGAAAGAACAGGCAGCACCACCUGAUCAACACGUCAAGAAAGACCAUCACAGCUCUUUCAUUCUCCCCGGAUGGCAAACACCUGGUCACGGGAGAGAGCGGCCACCUUCCCGCUGUAAGACUUUGGGACGUGGCCGAGCGGCGGCAAGUGACCGAGCUCCAGAAGCACAAAUAUGGCAUUUCCUGUGUGGCCUUCUCGCCCGACUGCAAGUACAUCGUCAGCGUGGGCAACCAACACGACAUGAUGGUCAAUGUGUGGGCGUGGAAAAAGGAUGUGGUGGUUGCUGCCAACAAGGUGUCCAGCAAGGUGACAGGGGUGUCGUUCUCUGAGGACAGCUCCUACUUUGUCACUGUGGGCAACCGACAUGUCAAGUUCUGGUAUCUGGACCACUGCAAGGCCACUAAGGCCAGCGCUCCCGUUCCCCUGCUGGGCCGCUCGGGGCUGCUGGGCGAGCUGAGGAACAACUUCUUUUGCGACGUAGCGUGUGGGCGGGGCCAGAAAAGAGACUCUACCUUCUGCAUCACGUCCUCUGGCCUGCUGUGCGAGUUCAACAGCAUGAGGAUGCUGGACAAGUGGGUGGACCUGCAGAAGGGUGUGGCCCAGUCGCUAUCUUUGUCUGAGGACAGGAUCUUCUGCGCCUGCGCCGAUGGAACGGUACGAGCAUUUAGCUCUCUUGACCUGCACUUUGUAUGUACACUGCCACGGCCACACCCCCUUGGUGCCGACAUCGCCUUCAUUACUAAGGCCAGUCACUUAUUUUUCACCAAGUCCGACGCACGCUACCCGGACGCCAUCGCAAUAACCUACGACCCUGUCAGCCACUGGCUCAGCUGCGUCUACAACGAUCACAGCCUGUACGUCUGGGAUGUGAAAGACAUCAACCGGGUGGGGAAGGUCCACUCAGCCCUUUUCCAUGCAGAUUGUGUCUGGGACCUUGAGAUGGUUCCAGAUGUUCCUGAAACAGCAGCCGAUCUGUCUCCUGCUGCAUUCCUCAGCUGUUCGUCAGAUAACACCAUCAGACUUUGGCACGUGGAUGACCGCACACACAUUCGUUCUCGCAACAUCCUCAGCAGUGACCUUUUUAAGAUAAUCUACACUGGCGGCAGGACCGUCGCCUCAUAUGACCCUGAAAAUAUGGCCAACGUGAGCGUGGAUGGACAAUCGGCAGAAAGUAGAGCAGGCGUCAGGACCAUUUGUGUCAGCCCCGAUGGAAAACACCUGGCGUCUGGAGAUAGAAACGGGUUGCUUAGAGUUCACGACCUGAGUACAAUGCAGGAGCUUCUUAAAGUGGAAGCACAUGAUGCUGAAAUUCUGUGCUUGGAGUACAGCAAACCCGAAACCGGUCUGCAGCUGCUGGCCACGGCAAGCAGGGACCGCCUGAUCCACAUCCUGGAUGCCGCUGCCGACUACAGCUUGGUGCAAACCCUGGACGAGCACUCCUCAUCCAUAACCGCUGUUCGCUUUGCCGCCAAUGAGAGCAAGGUGAGGUUGAUCAGCUGUGGUGCGGAUAAAAGCAUCUAUUUUCGCACUGCCCAUACGAGUGACAAAGGAGCAGAGUUCCGCCGUUCCCACCACACGGUGAGGAAGACCACGCUGUAUGAUAUGGGUGUAGACCCCACCUGCAAGUACGCUGCUGUCUGCUGCCAGGACCGCUGCAUCAGAAUUUUCAAUAUCAGCAGUGGCAAACAGAGGAAGCUGUACAAAGGAUCGCUGAGUGAAGACGGAAGCCUACUCAGAGUUCAGAUCGAUCCAUCAGGCCAGUAUGUGGCCGCAAGCUGCUCCAAUAAGAACAUCAGCAUCUUUGAUUUCUACACUGGGGAGUGUGUGGCCACCAUGUUUGGACAUUCUGAGAUCGUCACUGGGAUGAGGUUUACUUACGACUGCAAGCAUUUGAUCAGUGUGUCAGGUGACAGCUGCGUCUUGGUCUGGCGUUUAGCUCCUGAAAUGACCAUAAACAUGAGAGAGAGACUCUUUCAGCUCAGGCGUAACGCACCCGCUCACAAGAGCGCCCCCCUCCGGCGAGAGGCGUACAGCGCUCCUGCUCUGGUCGGCCUGUCCUCUGACAGCGACCACAACCAUGAGCGCGAGGACGAAGAUGAAGGCCACAACAAAGACUCCAACAAUCAAGAAAAGAUCUCGGCCAUUAUCACAUCCUCAGACAGCAGUCAUGGCGAAGAGAACACAGGUGGUUCAGAUGAAGGACCUGACUGGGAACUGACAAAACCCGCAGUGACCACACCCAGCACCAGUGGUCGUCCUCGCAGGCGCUGGUCUCAUCGUAUGGGCUCCUUGGAGUUGAUGGUCAAGUCCAUGCUGGAUCUGAGGCAGUUGGAGACCUUUGCCCCCAACAAAUCUGCCGACUCUAACACUCAUGACAGAGACCGACGCAGCAUGUCCAGCCUCCACGAGUCCAUGCAGCACUUUGAGGAGCAGGCCAAGCGGUGUCGGCCUAUGGGAAGCUGUGAUUGGACAACAAUGGAUGCCAAUAAGGAGGAGACGGGUCUACCAGACAUUGAUUACAUUGUGAGGGAUCCACCAUGCCACCAGGCCCUCAGUAAGAGCCCGGAUAGCGCCUGCUCGCUGGACUAUGACAGUCCUGAUGGAGUCCUGAACGACUCUGCAGUAUCCCUCAGUUUAGACAGCUCAGAUGAUGAUGAGGAAAAGAUGGAGAUAAGCAAAGAGGAAGCAGAGAUGGCUGAGACCACUAGCGUCGAUGAAGCUCUCGGGACGGUGACAGCCGAGCUUGACAGCUCAGAAGAUUUCCUCAAGCAGGACUUUGAGAGGCUUGCGGACAUUUGCAGCACAGCUGAACCCAGCAGAGUCCCAAGGCUCAGCAUGUCUUCACGCUUCCUGGCCAGAGGACAUCACAACAGGGGAGGCCCUCUGUUUACCAAAGUGCAGGGAAAGGAACAUAGUAGCCUCUCCUCCAAACCCCUCGUGUCCAAAGUAAUACCCUUAAUGGAAGACAGGCAGAGCAGAAACCUGGAGGACAAGACUCCUGUGUCUCCCAGCAACACCUAUGGACCAAAGGGGGCUACCGUCUCUCCUCCCAUCCCAAGACCGCAGAAGAAGACCACGUCGGCGCCUCAUCUGUGGAGGUUCUCCACGCCUCUGUCCAAGCCUUCAGUGCUGCUGGACAGCACUACAAGUCUGCAGAAGUCUCAGUCCGUCCAGAACCUAAGUUUGGCUUCUCCACGUUUUGUGCUGCCCCUUAGCGACCAGAGGGAAGUCUGCAAGAGGCCCAUGCAUCUUUCCCUGGACCGAGACACUCUCAAGCCGUCCUCAAAUUUGUCCUCGCCAUCCCCGGGGUCGCCACAAUCCCCCCGCUCCUCCCACUCCUACAUGAACCCCACAGCCAGCUCCAUGGCCAAAAGCAGCCGCUCUUCCUCUCUGGGCGAAGGUCUGCACGCAGGCAUGCCCUUCAGCUUGUCCUCCCUUUCCUCCAAGGCCAGGAGGUCGUUGUCUGGUGAUCUGGAGCUAGAGUCGCCUUCUCUGGUCUGUCUGCAGCCCACUGCCACAGUUUUACCAACCCGCAUCCCUCAGCCCAAGCAACCUCUCAGCCCUCGACGCAGCCUCUGCUCCGACAAAACCAGCUUGGCCUGUCCAACAGUGUGUGACGUCACUUCCUGCAUAGGAAGCGAACCAGAUUCUCCAGAGAGGACGUCAGUGUCGGAGAAUAAUCGGGAUGCAAGUCUUGGACUUGAAGUGCUCCCUCUGGUGGUGGAAAAUCAAUGGCCGGCCCCCUCUCACUCCCAGCCAGGUGUUCCUUUAAUUCCUAACUCGUCGCUCUCUCGCUCUCCUCUUCCUCUUGGUCGUCAUUCUCUCUCGUCACGCUGGCCGCCGCUCGCCACCCAGCCCGUGCGUCAGUCAGCGUGCGUGUCUCCCCUGUGUGUGGCGCCGCCAACCUGCAGGCAAUGCCACAGUGGUGAGUUCAUUACCUUGGAAACAUGCAAGCAGGCAGUUAGUGAUCUUCAGAGCAGCCUGAGAAGAACCCUCAUGCUCUACACGGCAGUGCUCCAGCGCCAUCCGCAGUCAGCAUGCGACGGUCGCCAGGAGAUGGAGGAGGUCUUAACCAAAGCUCUGUUGUCCGUCAAAGCUGAGGUGGACCCGCUGCCUCAUUCCACUAUGCGCUCCGGAGAAGACGGUGCGAGUUUGGAGUUGAAAGGUGAAGCCUUGGCCCUGCUGGAGCAAUACGCCGAACUGUUGCUUAAGUCUGUGGAGAGGAAGCUGGACAACAAGAUGUGACCCAGGAGGUAACUUUUGUUUUCAUUGCUGAAACUCAAAGACAAAACUUAAAGGCCUACUGAAACCCACUACUACCCACCACGCAGUCUGAUAGUUUAUAUAUCAAUGAUGAAAUAUUAACAUUGCAACACAUGCCAAUACGGCCUUUUUAGUUUACUAAAUUCCAUCCAUCCAUCCAUCUUCUUCCGCUUAUCCGAGGUCAGGUCGCGGGGGCAGCAGCCUAAGCAGGGAAGUCUGGGCCACUUCGUCUAGCUCUUCUCGGGGGAUCCCGAGGCGUUCCCAGGCCAGCCGGGAGACAUAGUCUUCCCAACGUGUCCUGGGUCUUCCCCGUGGCCUCCUACCGGUUGGACGUGCCCUAAACACCUCCCUCGGGAGGCGUUCGGGUGGCAUCCUGACCAGAUGCCCGAACCACCUCAUCUGGCUCCUCUCGAUGUGGAGGAGCAGCGGCUUUACUUUGAGUUCCUCCCGGAUGACAGUGCUUCUCACCCUAUCUCUAAGGGAGAGCCCCGCCACACGGCGGAGGAAACUCAUUUCGGCCGCUUGUACCCGUGAUCUUAUCCUUUCGGUCAUGACCCAAAGCUCAUGACCAUAGGUGAGGAUGGGAACGUAGAUCGACUGGUAAAUUGAGAGCUUUGCCUUCCGGCUCAGCUCCUUCUUCACCACAACGGAUCGGUACAACGUCCGCAUUACUGAAGACGCCGCACUAAUCCGCCUGUCGAUCUCACGAUCCACUCUUCCCCCACUCGUGAACAAGACUCCUAGGUACUUGAACUCCUCCACUUGGGGCAGGGUCUCCUCCCCAACCCGGAGAUGGCACUCCACCCUUUUCCGGGAGAGAACCAUGGACUCGGAUUUGGAGGUGCUGAUUCUCAUUCCGGCCGCUUCACACUCGGCUGCGAACCGAUACAGUGAGAGCUGAAGAUCCCGGUCAGAUGAAGCCAACAGGACCACAUCGUCUGCAAAAAGCAGAGACCUAAUCCCGCGGCCACCAAACCGGAACCCCUCAAUGCCUUGACUGCGCCUAGAAAUUCUGUCCAUAAAAGUUAUGAACAGAAUCGAAGACAAAGGGCAGCCUUGGCGGAGUCCAACCCUCACUGGAAACGUGUCCGACUUACUGCCAGCAAUGCGGACCAAGCUCUGACACUGAUCGUACAGGGAUCAGACUGCCACAAUAAAAUAGUCCGAUACCCCAUACUCUCUGAGCACUCCCCACAGGACUUCCCGAGGGACACGGUCGAAUGCCUUCUCCAAGUCCACAAAGCACAUGUAGACUGGUUGGGCAAACUCCCAUGCACCCUCAAAAACCCUGCCGAGAGUAUAGAGCUGGUCCACAGUUCCACGACCAGGACAAAAACCACACUGUUCCUCCUGAAUCCGAGGUUUGACUAUCCGGCGUAGCCUCCUCUCCAGUACACCUGAAUAAACCUUACCGGGAAGGCUAAGAAGUGUGAUCCCACGAUAGUUGGAACACACCCUCCGGUCCCCCUUCUUAAAGAGGGGGACCACCACCCCGGUCUGCCAAUCCAGAGGUACCGCCCCCGAUGUCCACGCGAUGCUUACUAAAUUGCAAUUUUAAAUUUCUCGGGACUUUUUUCUUGAAAACGUCGUGUAAUGAUGACAUGUACGAGUGACGUCACGGGCUGUUAUGAAUAUGAGCGAUGCACACACACACAGCUAAACGUCGUCUGCUUUAACGGCAGAAUUACACAGUAUUUUGGACAUCUGUGUUUCUGAAUCUUUUGCAAUUUGAAGUCAAAGUAGAAAGACGGAGUUGGGAAGCUUUAGCCUUUAGCCACACAAACACACAGUGAUUCCUUGUUUAAAAUUCACAGAGGUGAAACUUUAGUAUGGAUCACAGCGGACAUGGAUCCUGACUACAUGUCAACCAGCAGGUUUCGGUGAGAAAAUUGUGGUUAAAAAGUCGCCUCUUACCGCAUAUCAGCUGAGCUUGCGCCUCCCGUACACCUGCCAUCGACUUCCCCGAGACACUGCGCGUCAACACCCGGCCGUGGACGUACACUUCCGACUAUCAGGUACAGUUAAACUCACUAAAACACUAGCAACACGAUAGAAAGAUAAGGGAUUUCCCAGAAUUAUCCUAGUAAAUGUCUCUAAAAACAUAUGAAUCCGUCUCAAUGCAAUGCGAUUGCAAUUGCGUUUUUUUUUUAAACUUUUUUUUUUUUUUUUAGUACGUCGCUAUCAAUAUCCCCAAACACGAAUCUUUCAUCCUCGCUCAAAUUAAUGGGGAAAUUGUCAUUUUCCCGGUCUGAAUAGCUGUUUUUGUUGGAGGCUCCCAUUAAAAUCAAUGCGAAUAUAUGAGGAGCCAUCAACAUUUUACGUCAUCGUCUGCGACUUCCGGUAGAGGCAGGGCUUUUCUCCAGUUGCGAACUUUAUUGUGGAUGUUCUUUACUAAAUCCGUUCAGCAAAAAUAUGGCAAUAUCGCGAAAUUAUCAAGUAUGACCGAUAGAAUGGACCUGCUAUCCCCGUUUAAAUAAGAAAAUCUCAUUUCAAUAGGCCUUAAAAGCCUUAUUUUGUUUCCCAUAAAAAAGAGAUGCCUUAACUAUUUUUUGUGGGGGGUUUUUUAUAAGCAGAAUUUGCCAUUUUAACUUACAUCAAAAGAACACUAGUGUUGUCAACAAAAUAAAACAUUGAAUUAAAGUAAAAAAGAACAAGUGAAGUUUGUAAUGUACUUGUCUCAGUCAUUCAGUUAAUUGUGUGCAUCGAAGUAAUAUUUAUUUAUGUACUGUAAGUACUUUGUGUUUGUAUGUGUUUCUACAAAAUGUAUUCCAAUGGAACUUCCUCUUCAAAAUAAACAGAACAAACUGAAGCCUAAGUAGCCAUGUUUGUUUUCAUUUAUAGUAUGCAUUUUUUAAUAUGAAAAACAUGUAUUCAAUACUUAAUUAUUAUUUUGUUUUAUUGCUGAAGAGAUAUUAACAAUUUAGUUUAUUUAACACGAUUCUCUUUAAGAAUGUAGACUAUUUAUCUCUGGCACUCAUCGAGGGCGGACGCUUUCUUUUCCUCUCCCUUUUCUCUCCUGCUUGCUUCUUUGUUUUGUCUUGUCUUAACUCUUUUUGCACUGCUCUCCAAAUCUAAACAUUGGAAUUGGUUAACUGGCCUCUAAACAAACUUGACAAGAUCUUGGG
This is a messenger RNA of Nerophis ophidion (straightnose pipefish), 7793 nucleotides long. Its product is annotated as mitogen-activated protein kinase-binding protein 1-like. Gene Ontology annotation, molecular function: protein binding. The transcript is spliced from 33 exons. Lineage: Eukaryota; Metazoa; Chordata; Actinopteri; Syngnathiformes; Syngnathidae. The coding region runs from base 187 to 4650 and encodes 1487 amino acids. The record is from RefSeq and is a predicted model, not a curated record.